Molecule: messenger RNA, 4019 nt
Organism: Chiloscyllium plagiosum (whitespotted bambooshark)
Lineage: Eukaryota; Metazoa; Chordata; Chondrichthyes; Orectolobiformes; Hemiscylliidae
Source: RefSeq, a predicted model, not a curated record
AAAAUUGUAACAAUAAGUAAUUAUAAAAUUUCCCCUCAAAAGUUAUUAACGUUAUCAAUGUUUGUCAUACUAAAUAGUGGCAGUCAUGUUUUUGUUUUAUUUUACAUGAAGACACCAGCAUUUGUAUAAACCUAAUUUGAUCACUCUAAACACCCUGUGAUUCUAGCAACCUCUGUGGGAACAAAACAGAGUUAACAUUUCAAAUCAUCAGAAGUUUUCAUCAGAAGCAUAUUAACUUUGUUUUCUUUCUACAGAUACUGACAGACCUGCUGAGUUUCUCCUGCAAGUUUUGUUUUUCUUGCAGACUCCAACAUCUGCAGUUCUUUGUUUUAUGUGCGCAUCAUGAGUUUUGCUUCAGUUCCUCAAUACAGCUCAAUGUUUAUCCUGCCACAUUCCCGUGGAAGUUCUCAUGGGCAAACUCGGAUUAUCCGGAAUAGCUACUCCAAACCUUAUUACACAGAGAUGAUGACUGAAUGCUUCCAACUCUGGAAGCAACUGGAAGCUGAAGCUAAUGUUGAACUAUUCAGACAAACAGGUUUGUUGGUUCUUGGCAAAGAAGGGAACCCAGAAUUUCAAGCCAUGAAGUCAACAUUGGUCAACAACCAGAUUCCGAUGGAGAGUUUCACAUCUGAAGAACUUUCAAGGAGAUUUCCAGCAGUAAACCUUCCAAAAGAAGAAUCUGCUGUUCUUGAUAAAUCAGCUGGGAUCUUGUAUGCUGAUCGAGCGUUGAAGUCUGUCCAGGAUUUGUUCCGGAGGUUUGGAGGUACCAUUUGUGAUGGUGAAAAAGUUGUUGAUAUACAACCUGGAUCUCCGGUUACCGUGACAACCACCGCAGGAAUUUACAGAGCGAAGAGUCUAGUGAUUACAGCUGGGCCUUGGUCGAAUAAACUAUUGAACCUCGUGGGACUGCAACUUCCUCUGAAGACACUGAGGAUCGUGGUUUGUUACUGGAAGGAGAAAGUCCUUGGAACAUAUGGAAUUCAGAAGGGACAUCCUUGCUUUAUAAAAAUUUCUGACUCCAUUGAACAUCAUAUCUAUGGUCUUCCUUCCAAUGAAUAUCCGGGACUUAUGAAGGUCUGCUACCACAGUGGCAGUGAUGCUGACCCAGAUGAACGUGAUAUCGUAUUUCAGCAGCCUUCUCAGGAUGUGAACAUUCUGAGCACCUUUUUAUCUAAAGAGUUUCCUGGCGUGGAUCCAAAGCCUGCGAUUGUUGAAUACUGCAUGUAUACAGUUACCCCAGAUUCAGACUUCAUUCUGGAUUAUCAUCCAGAGCACAGCAACAUCAUCAUUGGAGCUGGAUUCUCAGGUCAUGGUUUCAAGCUUGCCCCAGUGGUUGGAAAAAUCCUCUGUGAACUCAGCCUGGGAAAAAGACCAUCCUACAAUCUUUCUCCUUUCAAAAUGCAUCGUUUUGGAUUAAAUCUGAAGUCUUUGUUGUAAGGCAGCAGAGCCUGGAUAUGACGAUUUGAACAAUACUUUAUGUUCGAAGAAUGUGACAUCUACAAUUUUUUGAUCAAUGAAAAUAAUAAUGCUUGGGUUGGGGGACAGAAAUUUAACAUGGUUUCUUCCAACACCUUCAUAACACAAAAAACACCCACAGCUUUUUAUCCUAUAAAGAUUGCAUUAAAUUAGAAUUUACCUGUUUUCUGAAAGAAGAUUACUGACAGCCAGUCAUGUCACAAUUGUUUAUGGGCAUUUUAUUGUUCAGAGGAAAAGGACACAAGAGCUUCACUAGCUUAAGAAGGUUUUCAUCAGCAAAGUCUGGAUAAGAAUCAGCUGUAGUCAACAGACUGACUGAAAGGCCAGGGUACUGUGUAUAAAAGAUAAUUAACUGCAGCAGUAGAAAUUGAACUCUACUAAUUCUCUACCAAUUCUUUCAAAUUCUGAAACUUCAGUUUAGCAACAGAUACUUAAACAGAUUAUCCUUUUCUCUUUAUUUUCCCUGACACUCCUAGUUUUUAUUAUUGUGCUACUCAAUGGGUCAGAGGAUAAUAUAUUUAUGAAUUAUUAGAAUUCUAAUUCAGAAUUAUUACAUCCUAUAUUAGAAUGUAUUAUUGUGCCAAAAAUCAAGCUAUCUGUAUAUUCCUGUCCCUUUAAGGUGGUAAGGUCUAAUUGCUUAAAUCAAUUAGAAAUUUAUUACUCUUAGGCAGAUAGUUAGGUCAAUUGGAACCUAGAAUUAUACAAACAUAUGACUCCUUAAGUUAAUUAGAAGCACAUUUUGGUGGAAAAUUAUCCCUAUAGAUUGUAAAAUAAUUAACUUUGUGAAGAAGCGUGAUCCAGAAAUGCAUGUGUAAUGCAUAGAUUUUUCAUUCUAGUUUCAAAUAUAGUUUAGUGGACAAGAAAAGAUUUUUUGUUGGUGUGCAUGAAAGCUUAAAUAGAACUUCUUUGAUUUAGAUGAAUGGGAAAUUAUGUACUCUGCCCUCAUUCAUAAUGAAACUGGAGAACAUCUCCUACACAAAAGCCUCCUCUUCAGUUGCCUCUGAGUUUGAACUAUAAAAUUUGGAAACAAAAAGGAAAUGUGUGUUCUCUUAAGGAGCUUUGGUAUUACAAAGUUAAAUAAUAGGUCCACGAGAAAAGCUUUUUCCAAUCUAGAAGUCUGGCCAGGCUCACUUUUGCUCUGACAAGAAAUCUGAUUUCACAAAGCAUCUCUAUUUCUCCCAUUUAGUAAUGUACAUUGAAAUUACAUUUCUAUGAGGGAAUAAGAACUUUGUAGUUUGGAUAUAACUAUUCUGGAACCAUAUGAAUGCAUUUAUUCAAUGGUUUGUAUAACUAUGGAAUCUGUAAAUGGAAGUAAUCAUUUAAAUCUGGUGUAUAUAAAGCUUGAUAAACAUUUGUUAAAACAUUCACUAAUCAGCAGUUGGAAUAUUUUGAGUAUGCUACUGCCAAAAGAUUCUUGCUGGAGAGUUGCAGAAGAUUCGGUAUGAUGACACCAAAGAUGAGAAAUUUUAAUGAUAAAGAGGAACUGAGGAAUCAUUAACACCACUGAAAGAGAGAUUAAGAUAGAGAGAUUUAAAAUUAUUAAGGGUUUAGUGAAAUUAAUAGCAAGGAACAAAAUCAAAAAUGUUUAAUGUUGUCCCAAAAGGACUGCAUGUCACAGUUCUAUUUGCCAAACUUAUAGGAAGGAUGGGAUUGCAUUAGAGGGGGUGCAGAAGAGAUCCACCAGGAUGUGGGCUGAGCUAGGCUGGGAAGAUUCAGCUGUGGAGAGAGAUGAAAUGGCCUAAGCUUGUUUUCCUUUGAGUAAAACAGACUGAUUUAGAUGUAAUAAGGGGUAUAGAUAGGAAGAAACUUUUUCUGUCAGUAGAGGAGUUAAUAAUCAGGGGGCACAGUUUUAAGGUAAGGAGCAGGAGUUUAGAUGGGAUUUCAGGAAAAAGAGUUGUGGUAUUUGGAAUGUAUUGCCUAAAAGGAUGGUAGAGGGGAGACCCCGCAAAACAUUUAAGUAUUAUUUAGAUCAACACCAAAAACAAUCUGGUAUACAAGGCUACAGGUCAAGUGCUGGAAAAUAGGUUUAGAAAAUAGAUGGAUUUGGCAAAAGUGGGUACUGCAGAUGCUGGAGAUUAGAGUCAAGGUUAGAGUGGUGCUCAUUCCUGAUGAAGGGCUUUUGCCCGAAAUAUCGAUUUUCCUGCUCCUCGGAUGCUGUCUGACCUGCUGUGCUUUUCCAGCACCACUCUGAUCUUGACUUAGAAUAGAUCGAUGUUUAAUGACCUGUGCAGACAUGAUUUGCUAAAGAGACAAAAAUAGAAAUUGCUGGAAAAGCUCAGCAGGUCUGGCAGCAUCUGUGGAGAGAAAACAGAGUUAACGCUUCAGGUCAAGUGAUCCUUCCUCAAAACUAGUUCUGUACAGCAAUUUCUAUUUUUGUCUGAUUUACAGUAUCUGCAGUUCUUUUGGCUUUAAUGGGCUGAAAAUCCUCUUUCCAUGUUGUAAAACUGACAAAAUCUUAUUUUUACCUCCUUUAUUUGCAGAGUGAUACAAGGACAUGGACCUACAGUUAUCAAAAAUGUCCCUUUAUCAGCAUUUCUCACCUU